This is a messenger RNA of Iphiclides podalirius (scarce swallowtail), 381 nucleotides long. Lineage: Eukaryota; Metazoa; Arthropoda; Insecta; Lepidoptera; Papilionidae. The record is from the annotation of a GenBank genome assembly.
AUGGCUGUACCAACUUUAAAUUUACCAGCCUUUACAACCAGAGCUCUUGCCAAGAGUUAUGACAAUGUGGUGAUGACACAAAUCCAAAAUGUUUCGGAGUUAUCAUCAACCUCAGAAGACAAGAAAAUUCUACCCAUGGAGUGCAAAGAAACAGCAGACCUGCUCCUCUUCUUUGACAAUUUAUUUGACUCCGUAAAUGGAAGUUUUGGACGAAGGGGAAGCCAUGGAAAACCACUCCUGGGACCAGUAAAGCCACAUUCAGCGCAUCAUCAAAUAUGGGCUGAAGCCAAGACAUCUUUGAGAAAUAUGAAGUUCAUUGGAAUAGAUGGAAGAACUGAAUCAGUACCAACACUUAAUAAUUGGAAUAAACCACCACCACCG